AUGGCAUGCUCUAAAUAUCCUUCAAUCUAUCUUUGCUUGGCUCCUCGUUUCGACAAAUGCGGCGUCAGCGCACUCUCCGUCCAUCUCGUGAUAGAGAAUCCCUCUGUCCAAGAUGGUGAGCCUAUGUUUUUGUUUGACACCUUUACGGACAACGUCCCUGGACAUCCGUACCGCGAGAGCGACAUCCAUGCUUCAGAUGAUGACGGACCUCUGCCACUUGCCUUCCGCGACAUUCCAAGUCUAAACCGUAACACGCAGCAGCAAUGGUGCCCGACUCGACAAACCAAAGGUCAUGUCUCUUUGAGAUUUGAUGCCUUUCCCCGCACAGUCUCGGAGAAGACUCCAUUGGGGGCCCGUGUGGAUCUUCGCAGGGAUCAAGGCGGUCUACAGGGCGCUGGUCGUUGGUUUCUGCCCCUUCUCAUAUCUGAACGUGUUCACAAAAACACUGUAGAAUGGAUCUUGCCAGAAGACACACCACGGUCAACAAGAUGUGUCUGGAGCCUCGGAGAAGGCCCUGAUCCCGUCGUCGUAAUUGGUCGUGCUGAUACGGUUUGGAGAACAGUUUACAUGACAGGUCCUGUUCGCUCCUAUCCAGACUCAGCCGCCCAGAAAGGGGACAUUCUCGCUGCUUGCUACUGGUUCGGCGACCUACCUCCCAACCUCGAUCGACUUAAGGCCUACAAUACAAGUCUUUACCCAAAGAUGGCAGAACACUUCGGGGUUUCAGGGGAGUCCUAUCGUGUUUUUAUCCGCAAGACAAAAGUCGGAUUUGGAGGCACGGGUUUCAUGGGUAGCUACGUGCUAGAAUAUGAUGAGACAGUAGCCGACGAAACUGAUGAUUCGCUUUUGCUUCUUUUCACACAUGAAAUGGUUCACAGCUUUUCUGGCCUGAGUCCUGAAGAGGACGGCUAUGAUAAUGAUUGGUUUAUAGAAGGAAUCGCCGAGCUUUACUCAGCCUACCUACCAUACCGUUUCGGACUUAAAGACAAAACCUUUCUGAUUGAGAGUAUUAAUCGUCAUCUUCAGGGAUACUUCUCUUCUCCGCGAAUCAGCAUGGAUAUUCGGGAUGCUGCCCAAGAGAUGUUUACUGAUUGGUAUGCUGAAUGGGUCCCGUAUAAGAGAGGUUGCAUUUAUCUACUCUUCAUUGACUGCUGGAUGCGAAAGCAAAAUGGUCAAUGUGACUUAUUAUACAACGGAAGCCUGGAUCAGAUUGUUGUAGACCUUUCCCGUCGAUGGAGACUCGGCGAAACUGUACGGGCUAGCGACUGGCUCGACCAAAUCCGCAACGAAUUGGAUUACACCAGCUUCUCUUUGGACAAUUACUUCAGGGACAUGCUCAAUGGCAAGCAGCUUAUGGACUUUGAGGGGCUGUCUUUCCCUGAGCCAUAG
Molecule: messenger RNA, 1389 nt
Organism: Fusarium subglutinans
Lineage: Eukaryota; Fungi; Ascomycota; Sordariomycetes; Hypocreales; Nectriaceae
Product: peptidase M61 domain protein
Exons: 2
Coding region: 1-1389 (462 amino acids)
Source: RefSeq, a predicted model, not a curated record